AGGCUGCACGUGACUCAGGAGAUGACGGAAGAAGGAGCAGUGAGCUGUGGGUCGGUUCGUGCCUUAAAAAUGGACUUUAUUACGCUUUUAUUUAUUAUAAUCUCGCUGUCUGCCUGCAGCGCCCAGGUGCCUGUAGUCCUGUGGAGCAGUGAAGGGCACAGUUUGUCAGCCCUGUCUGCACCAGCAGCCGGUGAGAUCGUCUCCGGUGGGAAGUUGGCGUCUUAUCUGAAAUCUGCUCUGAAAACCUCCCCCCACACUGUGGUGCUCUUUCUUCAGGACCAGUUAAGCAUUGAUGAUUUCACUGUAUAUGGUGGUGUGUUUGGGAACAAGCAAGACAGCGUCUUCAAAAACGUGGAGGCAGCAUUAGAGGCGUCUUCACACCUGGUAGUGCCUGCUGUGGCCUGGUCUGCCGCUGGUUCAGUGCAGGAGCUCUUUCAGGAGGUGCUUGGGGUUGCAGGGCUCCAUGUUGAUUCAGCAGAACUCGCCCAGCUUCAGCUGAGCUCAUCACAGCCUUCUCUCCUGGUUCUGAGCCUCCCCUAUGCCUCUGGCCCUGAGUCAAAGGAGUUUCUUAGAAAAAAUGAUGAGACCAUUGGGGAUGCCUUGACUUUACUGAAGGCUCAGAAAGUGCCUUACACUGCUGUUUACACAGGCCUGAGACCUUCCCAUGUGACCGAGGAGGCCCACAUGGCUGAAGGGUUUGGGGGACGCUCGCUCCUACAGACCCCAGAACCAGCCGUGAAGGAGCCAGUUAUGUUUAACAGCACCGGUGGGCCGUGCAUUCUGUUCUGGGCUGAUGCUCUGAACGUCAGCUUUGAGAAAGGAGCCUUUUUUGACCUGGCCCCAUUAACUUUCAACAAAUCCGUUACCCUGGAUGGCUCUUUCUGUAACGAAUCUACGUCCAGACUUGUCUUUAAUUACAAAGAUGUUAUGGGUUAUCCGACCUUCCAACUGAUCUUCAGCAUGAGUAAGAUCUUCUUCCCCGUUUCCGCUCGUAACUGGAUGGUAAUGGAGCACGUUGAGCUGAACUAUAACGGACAGAGGGCCCUCUUUAACGCCAGCCGUGGCGUCUACACUCCUGCUGAGUAUUCCUUCCACUGCCAGAGAGUGAGCAGCGUUGAGAGCCCGCUCCUGGUGCCCAACUCUACUUUGGACAACGCCACCAAGUGGACGAUAAUGUUCACAAACUUCCAGAUCCAGAGCUUCAACGUGACGCAGAAUUUCGCGUACGCCAGCGACUGUGCGAGCUUCUUCACCCCGGGUAUCUGGAUGGGGUUGCUGACCACCCUGCUCAUGUUGCUCAUCCUCACCUACGGCCUGCACAUGAUUAUGCAGGUGCGCACCAUGGACCGCUUCGAUGACCCUAAAGGCCCGGCGAUUUCAGUGCCUCAAAACGAGUAACAGAUCCAAAGAGUUCCUGCCGGGACUUUAAUCAUCAUCAAGCUUAGCUUUCAUUCUUUGCACUUUUUCAUUCUUUUUUUACUUCUUUUUUUUUCCACUGUGUUCUGACACAGGGCUCAGUUUCUCUGCUUUUAACUGUAUUUGAUCAUUACUGUAACAGUGGUACUUAUGGUUCUCAUAUCUCUUACCUUUUUCCCUUUAAAUGACUGACUGUUCCAGGCUACCAGGUUUGUUUUGUGAUGAACACAUUUCUAAUAUUAUUAAAAAAAUAAUAAUAUUUGAGUCUUAAGCCAAAUAGGAUUAGUUUUAUCUGAGGAGGUGGAGUUAAAAGAUUAUUAUUAGAUGAUUUCAGUAAUUUUAGGGAUUUUAGUCCCAACUAAAUACACAAUAAUAGUCAUUUUUAUGAACUGUGCCCUCCUGAACCACAUUUAGCUCAUAUUAAUCCCACAUAAAUUGUCAUGUGUGGAAAUAUUUCAUGUUUCACUACAAGAUUUCUCCUUUAAAAUGUUUUAAUGGAAAAGUUAUUUAUUGGAAAAAACGUAUAUGCAUCACGAUUUAAUACAUCGCAAUAUACUUCGAUACUGUGAGACGAUAUUUACAAUAGUUUCUGAUUUACGUAUUCUAAUUACUUUACAUUUUAUCCAAUCAGAACAGUGGGAUCUAACAGUAACCGAGUACAACACUGCCAUCUAGUGGCCGGUGUUUCAACACAACACUUAAUGAACCCCUGUCUUAGAUCAAAUCGAUGCAGUAUUCCUAAAUGAAAUUCUUUACAAUAUUUUCGAUAUUUUAAUAUUUUUUACCACCACUAUUUAUUAAAAAUAAUAUAUAUAUAUAUAUAUUCCUCCACUUCUACAUGUAAAACUAAUCCUGUCCAAAUAGGGCUUUAUUUUAUACAGUUAUUAAAUCUGUGCUGUGUUUUGCAGAAUUGCAAAAUGUAGUCAUGCCAAAUAUGCUAAUGAAGUGCCCUUUUAUCAUAAAAAAAAAAAAGAAUUAUCAUUUAUUUGUCAACUACUGAAGUAAGUGUCCUCUAAUACUGUAUAAUCCUUUAGUGCCAUUCAAGUGCCAUUCAUCUUCGAGUGCCUCUAGUUUAUAUUGUUCAUUUUUGACCCUAAACUGUGCUGUAAAGCCUCUAAUUCUGCUUGAUCCUUUAUUAUCUUUUCUAUUCUGUUUAUGUUGGUUAAGAUGGAGUAGACCGAAAAAAAAAAAAACCUUAUACUGUCAUUUCUUUCACUUUUCUUCACGUUUUUACAUGUUUUUCCUUCUAAAAGCCUGUUAAAUCCUAGCCGAUGUCUGUUGAAUGCUGAAUGAAAGGCUCGGCUGCUGUUUUCUGAUCUCAGUUUGCUCUUGGUGAAUGUUAUAAAUGUUUAAAUUGAUGAAGUUGAUGAGUUUGUUGGUAAUUUAAGAGAUGUAUGUGUAUAUUUGUGCCAAUUGAAGUGCUCUUCUUAUGCAUGCUGAUGGAUGUGGACAGAGAUUAUUGCAGUGUGAUAUGAAAGGAUGUUUUAUAGGCUUGCCUGACAUCUGCCUGCAUGAGUGUCAUGUGAAUGUCUGAGUAUGAAAUAAAACUAUUUAUACGUA
Molecule: messenger RNA, 2976 nt
Organism: Astyanax mexicanus (Mexican tetra)
Lineage: Eukaryota; Metazoa; Chordata; Actinopteri; Characiformes; Acestrorhamphidae
Gene: atp6ap1b
Product: ATPase H+ transporting accessory protein 1b
Exons: 10
Coding region: 22-1398 (458 amino acids)
Cellular component (GO): proton-transporting V-type ATPase complex
Source: RefSeq, a predicted model, not a curated record